UGCACUUGACAGAUAGGUUUGAUUGCUUGUUGGUCUAAACUGCACCUGUAUGGUCCACAGUCAAAACCCAAAACAGCGGAAUUGCACUAUCGUCGGGGAUUUGGCUAACGUCCCUUAUAAACGUUUCUACAUUGCUACCCUGAUGAUUAUUGAAGGUGCAGGAUGGCAUCGAUGGCAACUUUGGCCUCCACCCCAAGCGCGGGUACUUCCCGUUUGGCCGAGUCGUACAUGUACACGUGGCCGCCUUGAUCUUGCACGAUAAGAUACAUUUCAUGGGUUUCGCCUUGGGGGGCGUCAUCUCUUGUUCCGUCCGCGGUGGCGGUGAUGGCCGUGUCGUCUCCUGUGGGUUGAUGUUGAUGGAGGACGGGGAGAGUCAACCCACUACCCGAUCCACCAGUGCUCGGUCGGUGGCUGUUGCUCCCCGCUUUCUUGGCGACUUUGGCCGACGACAAGCGCCGCACCACCGACGGCUCUUCGGGCAACCCGAACCGCACCAAGUGGCUGAGAAGAAACCAUUGGAUCGUGCACACCGUCCUCGCUUGGAUGGUCACGGUGGAGCUGUACUUGCUGUCUAGAAUCGUAACGUCCUUGAGCUCGCACAGAAUGGACGUUGAGUUGAACAUGAACUGGCGCGUGAGUGAGUUGCGACCCAGGAGUCGCCACCACUGUCGGUUCACGACGUGGUCCAGUGUGAGCACCGCCACGAGGUUGGCUACCAUGAGAAACAGCACCGACGGCAGCCCGCGAAGGUACCAACUGCUUUCGAACUCGACAAACAGCGUGUCCAAGUCCUCGGUGGUGGACGUGACGUCCAUUCUCACAGAGUUUCCAUGUUCGAUGAAUGGCGUGCGCAUCGCAAGGGCGAUCACUGUCAAGUAGAUCCACCCCGUGGAGCUGAAGGUGAGCCACCCCAUGAUAAAGUUGGACCCGUUGUACCGCGACGACGCCACGACGUUGCACAGCCACUUGAGCAACUUCAAAAUGCCCAAGUUGAGCCAUAACCACCGAAAUGCCAGCGCCAGCAGCCGCAGCUCCAUCCAUCCUUCAUACGCCGCGGCCGUAUACCACCUCCACACCACGCGCGCGUACACCAUGGCUACGUCUUCGUCGAGCAAGAUUGCCACGGAGUACAACAUCACAAACACGUCGCUGUUGAAGCAA
Molecule: messenger RNA, 1161 nt
Organism: Aphanomyces astaci
Lineage: Eukaryota; Oomycota; Saprolegniomycetes; Saprolegniales; Verrucalvaceae
Exons: 1
Coding region: 544-879 (111 amino acids)
Source: RefSeq, a predicted model, not a curated record